Molecule: messenger RNA, 2052 nt
Organism: Miscanthus lutarioriparius
Lineage: Eukaryota; Viridiplantae; Streptophyta; Magnoliopsida; Poales; Poaceae
Source: the annotation of a GenBank genome assembly
AUGGAUUCUACAACAGAAGAGGCUUCACCGUGUGUGGAGCGGGGAUUCGAUGGGCUGCCAUAUCCUGGGUUCUGGGAGCAGGUGACAUUGCGUUCCAUGGCCAUCGCGGUGCUGCUCGCGGCCAUCUUCUCUUUGGUCACACUGCGGAUCUACAUGACCAUUGGGGUGGUAGGAGCACUCAAUAUGCCUACAAACGUCCUCAGCUUCUUCUCCGUGAAGAGCCUCGUCUCCCUGCAGCGGCGCUACGGCAUUGCUGCAGCUCCCUUCACGCGCCAGGAGAAUAUCUUCCUGCAGACCUGUGUGAUCACCUGCGUUAACACUGCAAUCUCAGGUGGUUUGCCAAAUUACAUUAUUGCAAUGAACACUCAGGUGGCAAAAUCUCUUAGAGAUGAUCCAGAUAAAGCGGACAUUAUUGACCGCAUACCAACUGGAAAAUACACGUUAUUCCUUUUCCUUACUGGUCUGGUCGCGAUAACAUUGAUGCUACCACUGGCACAGGUUAUGAUUGUCGACUACAGAUUGUUGUUUCCAACAGGCUCGGUUGUGGCUCAUCUUAUCAAUAGUUUUCACACGCAGCAAGGAGCCUAUACAGCAAAGUUGCAGGUUGCCGCUAUAUUCAAAACAUUUCUAGGAAGCUUUUCUUGGUCUAUGUUCCAGUGGUUCUUCGCUGGAGGCGAUAAUUGUGGAUUUCAGGCCUUCCCAAUGUUUGGACUAGAGCUAUAUAAGCGUAAUAGGUUCUAUUUUGAUUUCUCUGCAUCAUUUGUCGGUCUGGGUAUGAUUGUCCCGCAUGUUGUAAACUUUGGGUUGCUUUUUGGGGCCAUCACCUCUUGGGGAUUAUUAUAUCCUUUCCUUCAAAGUAAAAGAGGACAAUGGUAUCACACUGACAGUCCUACAAGUUUAAAUGGAAUGAAUGGAUAUAAGAUUUUCAUUGCCGUAACAAUGAUUAUCACUGAAGGAAUGUUUAACUUCAUUAAACUGCUUACCGUGAGCUCAAUUGACUUCUACAAGAAGAGGCAAGAAAAAGAUUCAGGGAAGAUUAAAUACAGGUUGACAAGCCCCAGCCUUAAUUAUGAUAAUCGUAAAAGGCUCGAGGUGUUUCUUGGUCAUAGAAUCCCACUUUAUGUUCCAGUUGCUGGAUAUAUUGGAUGUGCAAUAGUAUGUUCAGUUGUUAUACCUUGGAUCUUCCAUCAUAUUAAAUUCUAUCACAUGGCCCUAUUGUUCAUCAUUCUUCCUGUUUUUACCUUCUGCAACACGUAUGGAACAGGACUCACAGAUUGGUCAGUUGCACAAUCUUAUGGCAGGUUCAUACAAUUCGUCAUAGCAGCAUGGGUUGCCAAACCUGGUGCAGUUAUCGCUAGCCUUGCAGCUUGUGGGGUGUCUGUGGCAGCUCUUAAUGUUUCUUCACAAGCCAUGCAAGACCUUAAGACUGGUUAUAUGACUUUGACUUCCCCAAGAGCUGUAGUGGCUGGGCAUAUAUAUGGUAUACUAAUUGGUUCUAUUAUUAAUCCAUGCAUUUUUCUUGCAUUUGAGGCAAAUGCCAAAAGUACUGCACCCAUUGGAUCAAAGGAUUCAGAGUACUCAUGUCCCUCUGCAGCAGUCUAUCGUGCCAUUGGGCUACUUGGGAAGGGAGGAGUGAAGGAGCUCCCAGAUCACUGCAUCACUCUCUGUUUGGUUACUUUCUUCAUAACACUAGCUAUUGAAACAAUUAGAUUAGUGUCCCAAAGAAAAAAUUGGAAACUGCAAAAUUUCAUCCCAUGCAUGAUAGCAAUAGCUCUACCAUUCCUUACUGGACCUUACUUCACCAUUGAUAUGUGCCUAGGCAGUAUCCUGUUAAUCAUAUGGACUAAAAGAAAUAGACAAGGUGCAGAGUUAUUGACGUCAGCAGUUGCAGCAGGCUUAAUAUGUGGAGAUGGAUUGUGGGUUUUGCCAUCAUCAAUACUCAGCAUCUUCAAUGUGUAUCCACCAAUCUGCAUGAAAUUUCUUUCGAGUGGAAAACAAGUGGAUACUGUGGACUCGUUCAUAAAUACUUUAGAAACACAUGGAAGGACAUGA